AUGGCGAACGAGGCCCUUGACAAGUCUGCUAUCUAUGUGUCUUUCACUACCGACUCGGGGUCACCUGUAGAAAGCCCUCGGAAGUUUAGUGGUAGGGGGCGCGCGGUGUAUGCGGACGGCUCCACUUUUGAAGGAGAGCUCGUAGAAGGCCGCCGCGAGGGCUAUGGCACCUACGCGUUUCCAAAUGGUGAUAAAUACGAAGGCCUCUACAAGAAUGGGAAGCGGCACGGGAAGGGCAGACUCACGUUUUCCGACGGAGGCUUCUUCCAUGGAGAGUUUCUUUGCGGACAGCGGGAGGGCAUGGGCGUCCGCCGCUUUGCGAACGGCGACUUUUACUUUGGGGAAUGGAAGAAGGGGCUCUACAACGGCCAGGGAACGUACACGUUUGGCCAGAACAAACAAAAGCUGAAGGGCGAAUGGGUGGCUGGACAGCUCGUACGGGGUGACUGGAUCUGGAGAGACAAGACAAGCUACUCGGGAACCUUCUGCGACAGCAAGCCGCAGGGCGAGGGUCUCUGGCGCUUCCCCACGGGAACUGAAGUUGCUGGGGUGUACAGCCAGCGCGUGAUACCUACUGACACCCGAGCAGCAGGAGCAGCGAAGGGAGAGGACGAACCUCUAGGGGCGCCACUGGUAAAGAGCCAGCAGGUCCUCCUUUCCUGGCAGACAGAGAAUCCGCAAUAUACCGGGGGCGGUCUCUUAGGCCUGGCGCGCUCAGCAGACGCCAAGCAGCCAGCUGUAUCGACGGCAGACAGUUUUCAGACUCUUCGCCAUAGCGCCCCCCAUGCCCCCCUUUUCAGGCCUCCAGAGAUUGCUGCUUCGCCCCUGGCACGAAACGCCGUCAAGGGGUCUCUUAGAGGUGAAUGCAUCUCGGAGGAGACACCUGCGUUUUAA
This is a messenger RNA of Cyclospora cayetanensis, 894 nucleotides long. Its product is annotated as radial spoke head 1 homolog. The coding region runs from base 1 to 894 and encodes 297 amino acids. Lineage: Eukaryota; Apicomplexa; Conoidasida; Eucoccidiorida; Eimeriidae. The record is from RefSeq and is a predicted model, not a curated record. The transcript has 4 exons.